GGGCCACAAAGCGGAGACGGUUUCGUGACGUACGACCCCACACACAACUAUCUACCUACUACCUAUCUACCUUCGCCCUGCCCUGCAAAAGCUGUAAAGAUGUCUAAGGUCGCCGGACGCACGGACUGGGCCGAAGAGGAGGACGAUGAGCAGAACGUCGCCCUACCCACACAUCCGCAGAUCACCAAGAACAAAGAUGGCACCGAGACCAUUGUCACCUACAUGAUGCGCGAGGAUGGCAAAAAGAUAAAGACCACGCGGCGCAUAAAAAAGACUGUUGUCAAGACCGUCGUCAACCACGCAGUGGCUGAGCGCAAGCAUUGGGCGAAAUUCGGCCAAGAAGCGGGCAAGCCUGCGGGCCCGCAGACUGACACCACUUCAGUCGCUGAGAAUAUCGUGUUUCGUCCUCAGGCCAACUGGAAGGCGUCGGCUGAUGACAAGAGCGAGCACGAGAAGAAGAAGGCCAACUUGAAGGAUGCGAAAAUCAAGUGUCGUAUUUGCAGCGGAGACCACUGGACCACCAAGUGUCCUUUCAAGGAUACAAUGGCGCCAGAGGGCGAGGUCGGUGCAGGCGCUGCGGACCUCGACGAGCCUGAGACUGCGGGUGCUCUCGGCGGCGGCGGCUCCAGCUAUGUCCCUCCUCAUCUGCGCAACCGCGGCGGCGCUACGGGCGAGAAGAUGGGCGGCAAGUACGAGAGGGAUGACCUUGCUACGCUGCGCGUCACCAACGUCAGCGAGUUCACUGAGGAGCAAGACCUGCGGGAUAUCUUCUCUCGUUUCGGUCACGUCACUAGGGUCUUCCUUGCCAAGGACCGCGAGACUGGUCGUGCUAAGGGCUUUGCUUUUGUGAGUUUUGCCGACAGAGACGACGCUCAGAUGGCUUGCGCUAAGGUGGAUGGGUAUGGGCUGGGCCACCUCAUCUUGCGUGUCGAGUUUGCCAAGAAAUCUACUUAGGUUGCGGUUGCCUCCAUUUCUUAUAUUGCAGGUUGGUUCUUUCCUCUACCCUCAGAGGGUUAGUUCUUUCUUUUUUUUUUUUUGGUAGAUGGGGGUUGCUGCCCCAAAAGUACGACUUCAUAUCCUAUGAAAAUGCCACGCCAAUAACUUUCAUCUUUCAUCCAACAUCCAACAGACAAAGUUUGCAUUACAAGAGACAUUAAACCACGCGGCACUAUCUUUCAUCCAACGAUCGCAGUUCACGUUACAGGAGAUAUCCUCACACCACACGACAAUGUUCAUCCACACGUUGCUCACGUUCGCUCUGGGGCCCUUUUAUCAAUUUACGCCCGUUCUAGCUUUACAACCACAUCAGCUUGCCGUCGUACCAGAGACAGCCACUUGGUAUGCAUGUUA
Messenger RNA from Aplosporella prunicola CBS 121167, 1350 nucleotides. RefSeq lists its product as uncharacterized. Gene Ontology annotation, cellular component: eukaryotic translation initiation factor 3 complex; cytoplasm. The record is from RefSeq and is a predicted model, not a curated record. The coding region runs from base 100 to 954 and encodes 284 amino acids. NCBI's taxonomy places the organism in Eukaryota, Fungi, Ascomycota, Dothideomycetes, Botryosphaeriales, Aplosporellaceae. The transcript is spliced from 2 exons. Gene Ontology annotation, molecular function: translation initiation factor activity; RNA binding.